GUGUAGUAUUUGAUACGCGCCAUAGGCACUCUCGCUUAACGAAUAAGCCAUCAGCAACGUCUGGUGCAAAAGAAAUAUGAUAUGAGCACUGCUCCUCUUUCUCUCUCAUCGUCUCUGAAAUGCCAUUCUCUCACUUGAGAUUGUCUGUUCCUUCCCUUCCCAUCAAUCGUUUGCAUAACACCCCUUUGUCACCACUGUUAUAUUAUAUAGUCUACUGCACUAAAUUUCAAGCAAGCACGAAACAGUCAAGUUAUCGAGCAUCUCUUGUGAAGAACAAAUAUCCCUCAUUUGGCCUCGUUAGUUCCUCUACAACAGUGCAUGCUGCUCGAGCUUUGAAUGUUGUUGACAUAAAAGAGACUUUUGACCUUGGGGAAUGUUGUGAGCUAAAACUUAGCAUCAUUUCGUCUGAGGAGCAAACUUUGACUGACAAGGUUCAAUUGGAUAGUUGUUCCAACUCUGCAGAAAGCGUGAUAGAUGAUGAUCAGAAGGAGAGCCAUAGAAGAAGAAAGAUCGGACAGGCAAACAAAGGAAGAGUGCCGUGGAACAAAGGCAAGAAACAUAGCGCAGAGACUUGUGAACGAAUCAGACAGAGAACAAAAGAAGCCAUGAUGGACCCCAAGGUUAGAAAAAAGAUGUCCGAAUGCCCCCGCACUCUAAAUGAGCAGACCAAGGCAAAAAUACGCUCUUCACUCAAACAAUUAUGGGGUGAGCGAUUGAAAUGGAAGAAGUCAAAGGCGAAAUUCUUGUCAUCAUGGGCCGAAAGCAUAGCAGAAGCUGCUAAGAAAGGUGGGAGUGACGAACAAGAACUACAAUGGGAUAGCUAUGACAAGAUAAAAGAAGAAAUAGCUUUUCAACAGCGUCAAUGGGCAGCAGACCAAGCGAAGGCAAAGGAAAUGGAAAAAAUACGAGCGGCACAGGCGAAAAUAGUAAAGAUGGGAAGGCUUGCUCAGAAGAGAAAAGAGCAGGAACAGCAGGCAAAAGCUAGAGGAGAAAUGAAGAGAGAGAGACACAGAAAAUCAGAGGAAGAAAAAGAAGAGUUAGCCAUUGCUCAACGGUUAAAACUCAAGGAGAGAUUAACUAAGAUUCAUAAAAGGAAGUCAUUAACAAAUGGUCAAAUCACCUGCGAAGAUCAACGAGCUUGGGAGAAAUUAGAUUUGGAGUUUAUUAAGAGGGAACAUACACGAAGAGAAGUUUCACUUGCAGAUCAGAUCCGAGCUGCCAGGAACAAAAGAGUAGAAUGUGGGGCAAGGGAGAGUUUGCAAACAUCGUCAUCUCUUUACUCAUCCAGUGAGGGAUCAGCAGGGUGAACUUAGCUUCUCCUAAAUGGCUGCAACAGCAAAAAAAAGAUGCAUGGAGAGCAAGUGAUUCUAUUCCUGUUCUUUUGCUUGUAGUAGUCAUUGUGUAAUUUUUUGGUUCAACAAAAACUUUAUGGAAAAGAAAGCAAUUUCGAGAUUUUACGGCCACUAAUUAUCUUGACUCAUUGUAAUAUUCCAAAUUAACAAUUGUUCUCCUAUGUCUUCUCAGCAAUCAAAUGGAGCAUUAGUAGUACUUUGGUUCUU
Messenger RNA from Camellia sinensis, 1559 nucleotides. RefSeq names its product histone-lysine N-methyltransferase, H3 lysine-79 specific-like protein. NCBI's taxonomy places the organism in Eukaryota, Viridiplantae, Streptophyta, Magnoliopsida, Ericales, Theaceae. Gene Ontology annotation, molecular function: DNA binding. The record is from RefSeq and is a predicted model, not a curated record.